Thunnus maccoyii (southern bluefin tuna) is the source of this 869-nucleotide messenger RNA. RefSeq names its product prolyl-tRNA synthetase domain containing 1 (gene prorsd1). Gene Ontology annotation, molecular function: aminoacyl-tRNA deacylase activity. The transcript has 4 exons. The record is from RefSeq and is a predicted model, not a curated record. Lineage: Eukaryota; Metazoa; Chordata; Actinopteri; Scombriformes; Scombridae. Bases 103 to 612 code for a protein of 169 amino acids.
CUUCUUCUUCUUCUUCUUCUCCUCCUCGCAGCUGUUUCUGUCAUUGAUUCUCGUCUGUGUUUCUGUCUUCUAGUUUAGUUUUUAAACUCUUUUAUAGUGAAGAUGUCGGAGGAGCUUCGAUCACAGCUGGAGGAGUUUCUGCAGACUUUAAACAUUCAGACGACCUGCGUGGAUCAUCCGCCGGUGUUCACGGUGGAGGAAAUGAUGCCUCACCUGCAGGAAGUGAGCGGCGCCGUCACUAAGAACCUGUUCCUGAAGGACAAGAAGAAGAAAGGCCUGUGGCUGGUGUCGGCUCGCCACGACCGCCAGGUCAACCUCAACGACCUCGCCAAGAAGCUCGGCGUCGGCAGCGGAAACCUGCGUUUUGCGGACGAGGCGGCCAUGUUGGAAAAACUCAAGGUGGGUCAGGGCUGUGCGACGGCUCUGGCGCUGCUCUUCGAUAAGGAUCAGAGUGUGAAGUUUGUCCUGGACCGCGACCUGGUGGAAGGCGGCCACGAGAACGUCUACUUCCACCCGAUGACCAACUCCGCCACCAUGGGGCUCCGACCGGACGACCUGCUGCGCUUCCUCGAGGAGACGGGACACAAGCCCGUCCUGGAGAGCUUCGAGUAGAGCGGGACUGGACGCCAGCAGCCUGCAGAGACGAACAUCUGGACUGUUUUACAUCUGACGUUAACGUCUGUUAAUGGGUGAUCUGAUCACAAAUGGACAGUUUUAAGUAAACGCACCCGUUGACAUCUGAUCGCCCAGACCAUAUCUAGAGGUGGUCUAGGCCGCCUGCUCAGCUGACGUCUUCUGUGUGAGCAGACAGGUGACACAUUAAAGGAAAAACUGGUCCAGGUCUGAAUGCUGGACCCCUACAGUGAGAG